Molecule: messenger RNA, 12420 nt
Organism: Sporisorium graminicola
Lineage: Eukaryota; Fungi; Basidiomycota; Ustilaginomycetes; Ustilaginales; Ustilaginaceae
Exons: 1
Coding region: 1-12420 (4139 amino acids)
Biological process (GO): secondary metabolite biosynthetic process; amino acid activation for nonribosomal peptide biosynthetic process
Cellular component (GO): cytoplasm
Molecular function (GO): catalytic activity; phosphopantetheine binding
Source: RefSeq, a predicted model, not a curated record
AUGUCGGCCUCCCAGAACGCACACGCUCCUUUCCCAGACGUCACUGGUCUUCGUACGUCCGGCCCCGGCUUUUCUCGUGUCGGCUCGCAAUGCAAGCAUUUGCGCGUACAGGAGGCGCUUCCUUUUGAUGCUCAAGCCAUCUCGCGCUUCUCCAACCAGGACCUCAGCCUCGCCGUGCUCUCCGUCUGGUCCGUCAUCCUGUUCCACUAUGGCUCUCACGAAGCAACCAACGUUGAGGUGCUCCACACAUCACAGUCCGGCGACGAGACCAUCGUUGAGCUCGACUUUGCAGAGCAGCGCGAGCUCGACCACUUUGCUCCAUCACAGCUCUCCAACUUCAUCGGAAAGGCUAGGCAGCGCCAAGUCAAGGCCGAGAUUCUCGAUCACGGCUACGCUGCUUUCUACCAGCCCGCCGGCCGCGAUGCUCCCUCAAGCCACUUUGAACAACUUCAGCUGCAAUCAAGACCUCAAGUCUCGCUCGCCCUCUCCUACCAUCUGUCGCAUGCCGGCCAUCUGGUCCUCGAGAUGAAAGCAGCGCCUGCUGUUCAUUCGCAGCAAUCGGCUCAGCUGCAGUUGCGUCAGCUCGCCGCUCUUCUUCAAUCGUACAACACCGACACUGAGCAGCAUGCCUUGUCUGUCGAGCGCUUCGAUUGGAAGCUUCGAGCCUCGGACAAUCCAAAGUAUCAACACCUUCCCGAUCCAGAUCAUCUCCAUGACCGAGAUGCAGACCGCCUCGAGACCGAGUUUGAGUACUUUGCCCACUCCUCUCCCUCUGCGCUAGCGCUCGAUUUUCGCUUCGAUCUCAAAGACCGAAAGUCCACCAAAUGGACCUACGCCGAGAUGAACGACCGUGCCGAAAAGGUUAAGCAGCUUCUUUGGAGCCACGGCAUCGGCUCGGCUAGCUCGGAUCCAGAAUCGGAUCACAUUGUCGCUCUCUAUCUCGAAAAGAGCCCCGAGACCUACCUGUCCUUCAUCGGCGUGCUCAAAGCUGGCGCCGCUUGGUGCCCCAUCGACACCGACUGGCCGGCUUCGCGUCGACAGGCACUACUCGCCAAGUCGAAUGCCAAGGUCGUCUUGACCCACGACGACAAGAUCUCUGAGCAACUUCAACAAGAUCUGCAAAGUCAGGACGUAAAAAGCAAAGGUGGCAUGAAGGCCAUUCGUCUCGAUCGACUUGACGACGAACUGCAACAAGUCGAAACGCCUCCUCCGGCAAGGGGCUCUCGCUCAAUACAGCAGCUGGCAUACAUGAUUUGGACAUCAGGUACCACCGGUCUUCCCAAGGGUGUCGGCAUUCAGCAUCUCGCCAUCAUUCAGGCUAUGCGUGCCCUUCGCCUCUACAUUCCUUAUGGCAAGGACAAGAUCGGCACAGACCAGAUCCGCUAUCUCCAAUACUCUGCCUACAAUUUCGACCUCUCCAUCAUGGACUGCUUCUACACUUGGGGCCUCGGUGGCACCAUCUGCUCGUGUCCACGCGGCGUGCUCCUCCAAGAUCUCGUCGAGGUUGGCAACAGCAUCCAACCUACACACACGCUCUUGACGCCUGCCGUCAUGGCCAUGACUGAGCGUCAUCGUGUGCCCAGUCUCAAGGUCGUCAUCUCCGGCGGUGAAAAGCUCAGUCAGGUCGUCGCCGACGAAUGGAGCAAGGAUUGCUGCCUUCUCAAUCUCUAUGGCCCCGCUGAGGCCACCCUCAUUGCCAUGAACCGUCGCGUACCCUUCGGCGAUCGAGUCAAGGCGCCCAACAUUGGAGUCGCCCUUCCCACCGUGUCGUGCCACGCUCUGGACAAGUACGAUCGCGUCGUCAUCAAGGGAGCUGUCGGUGAGCUCGUCCUUGGAGGCCCGCAGCUUGCCCGCGGCUAUGUUGGUGACCCGGUCAAGACUGCCGACAAGUUCUUCCCGCAUCCUCAGCUCGGCAGGGUCUACCGCACUGGCGAUCUCGUCCGCCAGCUCGACAAUCAGGAAUUCGAGUAUCUCGGCCGCAUCGACGAUCAAGUCAAGAUCAACGGUAUCCGUAUUGAGCUUCUCGAGAUCAACGCUGCCAUCAAGAACAGCCACGACAGGAUCAAGGACUCCGAGACCAUGGCGUUCCCCAAGAAGGACAACGAGAGCGAACAGCAGAUCAUCAACUUUUCUGCUCUGCCUGGCGGCGAACCGGGACAGCUGCUCAGGACCGAUGAUGAGGCCGUUGCCGUAGUUCGCGAGCUGCAAAGCCAUGCCAAACAGAAUUUGCCAUCCUACAUGGUUCCCAACCUCUUUGUCAUCCUCUCGCACUUCCCACGCACAUCGAGUGCCAAGAUCGAUCGAGUCGCCCUCAAAAAUGUUCUUGCCCAUUUUGACCAGCUUGACUGGGAAAACAAGCUGGCCAACGAAGGGGAUGAUGAUGUCGUUGAUGCGGCCACAGCCGAGGUAGAAACUUGCCUGAGAAAAUGGCUCGCCAAGCUGUGCAAUGUCGACGCAAGCAAGAUUGGCCGCAAGACGCCUUUCACCAGCGUGGGCCUCGACUCAAUCCGGGCAAUGACGUUCUCGCAACGCGUCUCGAAAGAGGGGUACUCGGUCUCUGUGCUCGAUGUGGCCCGCUUCCCAACCCUCAAAGCGCUCAGUGAGCAUCUUCAAAGCUCGCAGCAAGGGUCGGAAGAGCGGGUCAAGCAGGCCACCAGCUUUCUUGCCGAGUGGGAUGCCGCAUUCCGCCCAUCUGUAUCGUCGUGGUUGCAGCAGAGCAAGGAGGAUACCACUGAAGCAGAGAUUCAGUCCAUCUUGCCAUGCACACCCUUACAGGAAGGUAUGCUGGCCGAGUCUCAGCGCGACGGCUCGAGCUAUCGCAUUCAGCGUCAGUAUCAGCUGCCAGCCGAUUGCGAUGAGGAGCGUCUUUCGCAGGCCUUGAUCAAGACCGUCGCCCUCUUAGACAGUCUACGCACGUCCUUCGCUGAUGUGGGUUCUCUUGACCUGGACGCACAGAAGCGCGAAUGGCCGUUCCAGCCCCACUUCCUGCAAGUAGUGUGGAAAUCUUUCACUCCUCAGAUCAAGCAGCUACAGAUCAAAGAGGGCGACGAUGCUGAGCGCGUCAUUCUCUCUACUGCAGGUUCGCAACUUGCUCUCGAUCCUUUCGGCUCGACUCCGCCGGUAGGUUUUCUGUUGGUCAAGCAAGGAUCUCAGAGGUCUUUGGUCGUCGUGGCCCACCACAGCACGUACGAUGCUCGAUCGCUUGGAAUCUUUGAAGACCAUGUUGAGGCCUUCUACGAGGGUCAAACUCCGCCUCCUGCAUUGCAGUUCUCAUCCGCUCUCGCUCAGAUCCUCCCUAUCGAUCAACACGAGGCCCGUCGACACUUCGAUGUCUGGGACAAGGCGUUGUCUUCUUACCCAAAGGGAGAAGCCGCCUCUUUUCCUACUCUGUUUCUGACCAAGCCAUCGGGUGCCGGCGUAGAACAAGCCAGCUUGCAUCAGUCGCGAUACGUGGAUGCAGGAGUGCAGUGGACUCAAGUCGAGGCCGUGUGCCGCCAACUUGGUGUCUCUGCUCGUCCUGUCGUGCAGACGGCGUGGGCCAUAGUGCUGGCUGCGUACACCGAGUCACAGCAUCUGAUCCUCGGUGACUCGGUCUCGGGCCGAACACUGUCUGCCGAGCUUGACCAGGUGUACGGCCCUGUCUUGUCUACAGUGCCCGUACCGUUUGUGUUGCGUCCGGCGCAAAAGGUCGGGCACCUCAUCAAGGAGGUGGACGCCUUCCACACGUCCAUCAUGGAAGCACAGCACACAGACCUGGCAGCGAUCCGACGGAUGCUUCAAGUGCCACCUGGAGAGCACCUCUUCCACUCUGUAUUUGUUCUUGAGCCCGCUCCUCAGGAACCCGAGGAACCUGCAUCCAUGCACUUCCGCUUGAACAAGCUCGCAGACCUUGGCGUGGCCACCGAGCACGUUUUGGGUGUCGAGGUGCUGCCCGCUUCGAAUGGAUCGGUCAAGCUCGGCUUGAGCUGGCAGAAGAGCGUCAUUGGUGAAUCCUUCGGGAGGCUUAUGCUUGAGCAGUUCAACCGCAGCCUCUCGGCACUGUGUUCUUCAUUGGACGGUGAUGUCGGGUCGUUCCUGUACCACGGCUCUCCGCUGGAAGACCAGAGCUUGCCUCUGUAUUCAGUGACCAUAUUGAACGCCCAAGAAGAGCGUACAUCAGCAAGGUUCGAGGGAGUGGCAGGCUCGCUGAAUGAACAAGCCAUCUCGGAGAACAGGUGCGCAGUCGAAAUUUAUCAAGACCUGGCUGACUCUCCGUCGGCUCGCAAGCCAACCGCAACGCUGUCCUAUGAAGGUUUGCAGCGGGCAAGCGAUGGUGUGGCAAGCCUCCUCCGAUCGCUUCCUCGCAACUCGGUCAUUGGCGUCUCCUUGGAGCGUAGUCUGGACAGCUACAUUGCCCCGCUGGCAAUUCUGAAGGCUGGUCAUGCGUAUCUGCCACUGGACGCGACGCUGCCGAUCGAUCGUAAGAACGAGCUGAUCAAAGACAGCGGUGCCGUGCUCCUUAUUUCAUCGAGCAAAGAUGUCGACUUUAGCAGCUUGGCAGACGUGAAGAAGCUCGAUGUCGAAUCGAGCGAGUUCCGCUAUGCUGCCAAGGGAACCUCUUCUGACGCUACCAGCGUCGUAAAGGUUCGUCCCGACGACGUGGCUUUCAUCAUCUACACCUCGGGCUCCACGGGCAAACCAAAGGGUUGCUUGCUGAGCCAGGCGAACCUGGCUGCCGCCAUCGAAGGCUUCCACUCUUCCUAUGAGAAGGAGGCGCCGGGUUCGUUUGAGGCUCCUGCACGCUUCCUGGCCCGUUCCGCCGAGGCUUUCGAUGUCCACCUGCUGGAGAUUUUCCUCUCGCUGCGCGUCGGUGCGACCAUUGUCACAGGUCCUCGUGCCCUCAUUCACGACGACAUUGCCAAGACCAUCUUCACACUCGAGGUGACGCACGCUUGCGUGGUACCGUCCCUCUUCUUUAGUAGAGGCGAGCGAAUCAAGCCUAGUGCAGUUCCGUCGCUGCGAGUGCUGAUCAUCGGCGGUGAAGCUCUCACGCAGGAUCUCUGCCAGAUCUGGGGCAGCUCGGGAGAAGAGAGGCCCGUCGUUCUCAAUGCCUAUGGACCAAGCGAGGCUACCAUUGGCAAUUCGGUCGCUCGAGUCCGCAAAGACUCUCGGCCUAGCAAUAUUGGCAAGCCCUUCCCCGGCACGCAGUACCUGGUGCUCAAAGAUGUCGAUGGAGAGCGUGUGCCGACCCUGCGAGGAGAGCCAGGCGAGCUGUGCAUCGGGGGUUUGCAGGUCGCAAAUGGGUACUUGAACCGUCCCGACUCUUCGUCAUUUAUCGAGUAUCAAGGUCGACGCGUGUACUGCACCGGAGACGUGGUUCGUCUGCACCCGAGCGAUGAAGUCGAAUAUCUCGGUCGUAUGGACGGCUCACAGGUCAAAGUAAGAGGCGCUCGUCUCGAGCUUGGAGAGGUGGACGCCGCGCUCUCCACCUCUCUGAAAGAAGAUCUUGGAGCGAUCGGUGCUGCUGUCACGAUUCAUACGGAUCACCCCAAGGUCGAAGGACCCGCGCGGCUGGUGUCGUUCUUUGCACCAGACAGCGCCCGGACAAAGAAAGAGCACAGCCUCGAUCCUACUUCGCUGCUGCUGAACGCACCCGACGCUCUCAACCAAGCGACUGAGCUGAGGAGACGCGUGCGUGCUCGUCUGCCACAGUACAUGGUUCCUUCGCUGGUCCUUCCGCUCACGUAUCUUCCCAUCUCUGCCCUGUCGGGCAAAGCGGACCGACGUCUGCUGAAAAAUCUCUACCAGGCGGUUGAUGCGAGUCAACUUUCUUCGUUUACAACAUCCAGAAACGCUCAGCAGAGAGACCUGACCGAAAGCGAGCAAGCCGUUGCCGAUAUCGUGCGCGGAUCCAUCCGUCUUGCUUCGGAUGUCAAGAUCACUCACGACCUGGAUCUCAUCAUGGCCGGGCUGGACAGCUUGAGUGUCGUCACGCUGGCGAGCAAGCUGCGGAAGCAUGGAUAUGAUGCUUCUGUCUCGUCCAUCAUGAAUGAACCGACCAUCGAGGCUAUUUCUCGUCAGCGUAGCAACAAGGGUGCUUCCAAUGGUCGCUGUGAUGCAGACUGGGAGCAAAAGGUGGCAGAGCUCACUGAUAAGGUCAGGGCGCUGCCGCAGUUCAGCCACACUGCCAUCCAGACUGCGCUGCCAUGCGUGCCCAUCCAGACUGCUUUGGUAUCCCAGGCUCUUGCAGACGAGAGCGGUGUUCCUCCCUACAUCACUACGAUCACUAUCCAUCUGUCCAGCAGCGAGUACUCUGUCGAGCAGAUUCGCGAUGCUUGGAUGACCACGCUGUCGAGGCACGAGAUCUACCGUACUGUCUUUGCCGACGUCGAUCGCGGGCUCGUUCAAGUGGUGCUGUCUGCGGACGCUUUGGUGAAGAACUGGUCUACUGGGUCCGAAGCUGUACCUACGGCGGAGAAGCUAGCGGACUAUCAUGCUCGUGCAGCGAAGGACAUUGUCGCUAACAUCGGCACUGUGCCUGCUCUGCGACUUAGGUUGUGGAAAGGAGAGGGAACUGCACCUUCUCUUACUCUCACCUGCUCCCAUGCCAUCUACGACGGUGACUCGAUUCGCAUGCUUCUCAAGGAGGCUUCGGAGCGACUUUCUUCUAAGUCGCACGAUGCGCCUGCUUUGCCUUUCCAGGCUGCGACUCGCUCCAUUGUUGGUGAGGCAAAGGAGGAGGAGGCCAAGCAGUUCUGGACCGAGACGCUGGCAGACUUUUCGCUCACUGAAGUGCCCAACUUGACGGGUGUGCGGCCAGAGCAUCAGAAGAGUCGCAGCGAAGAGCUUACAGUCACCUCGCGCAUUCCUUUCGCUCAAUUGGAAAAGGCUGCUCGUGCUUGCAAGGUGACAGUGCAGUCGGUCUUGGUGGCUACAUUUGCUCAUCUGCUGGGUCUUUACGUCGGUGAGAGCGAAGUCACGCUGGGUCUCGUUCUGUCUGGCCGAAGCAUCCCGGUUGACGGCGUCGAGUCGAUCCACGGGCCUUGCGUCACGACAGUGCCGCUGCGUUUGACCGAAACACGAUCCGGUGCUUAUGCGGACCUCUGCAGGCAAGCUCUUCAGGCGGUGAACGGUAUCUUGCCGCAUCAGCAUGUCUCGUUGCCGCAGCUGAUGCGUUGGCUCGGUCUCUCGAGAGCGCCUUUCGAGGCCCUGUUCUCGUACCUGGGACAGACGGAACCGUCACACGGGCAAGAUCUGUUUUCGGAGGGAGACACUCAGAUGGCAAGGGACUAUCCUUUGGCGCUCGAGGUCAGUGCUGUCGGCGACGCGGUCCAAAUGCACCUCGCAUUUGACACUCGGUCGCUCCCUGUCGGGCAGGCCCAGCUGAUGCUGGCUCAGUAUGACGACGUCCUUGCUGUGAUGACUGGGUCGAAGCAAGGCGAGUCAGUCGAUGAAGGGACUUUGUCGAUCCUCAACAAGGACUGCUAUGUGCCGACUAGCCAUAGAGAGACGAUCGUGGCUCGGUUCGCGGAGCAUGUGCGAAAUGACCCGGGCGCUCCGGCCGUGGCAUUCGCGUCGUCAAUGCAGGAGGCGCCGAAGGUGACCUCGUAUGCCGAGCUGGACUCGCUGAGCACCAACAUUGCUCUGCAUCUUGUCGGCCUGACUGGUCCUUUCGUCGGAGUUCAUCUGAACAAGGAAGGACCCGAACUGUAUGCUACCAUCUUAGGUAUCUGGAAGGCAGGGAAGGCGUAUCUGCCGCUGGAUCCUACUUUGCCAGCAGAGCGAUUGUCGUACAUGAUCCAGUCUGUCGGGGACUGCCCGGUCGUGGCGAGUCAGUCGACCAAGGAGAAUCUGUCGAGCUUUGGAUGCGAAGUGCUUGAUCUGGCGGAGCUUGUUGAGGCACCUGCUAUUCGACGAGAACUUCCGCCGCACAGCCUUGAUGCACCUUGCUACCUGCUCUUCACGUCGGGUUCAACGGGCAAGCCAAAAGCGGUGCAGAUCAAUCAGCGCGCUCUGGCUGGUGCUCUGUAUUCGUGGGAGAGGAUGCUUCCGUUCUCGCGCAAGUCUCGGUUCUUGCAGCUUGCUUCCAUUGGAUUCGACGUGUGCCUGAUCGAGAUGUGCAUGCCCCUGUCGCUCGGAUUCUCGAUUGGCACUGCACCGAAGCAGGAACUGCUCGAAGACCUGACGCUCUCGAUCAAGCAUCUAGGCAUCACGAUUGCUGACCUUCCUGCGGCCCUUGCUGGCACGGUACAUCCCGAGGACGUGCAGCUCGAGUGGCUUAUGAGCGGCGGCGAUGUGAUCGACUCUCGCGUUGUCGACGAAUGGAAUCAGGCUCAGCGUCUCCUGAUCAACGCGUGGGGUCCGACAGAGGCCACGAUUGGUAAUACGCUGGGUCAGGUCAAAACGGGCGCCACGCGGAACGCAAUCGGACGUGUGUACCCUGCGUCGUCGAUGUUUGUGCUGGAGGAGGGCUCGACUCGUGUCUUGCCCUCCGGUGCUAUUGGCGAGCUGGCGGUGGGCGGGCCGCAGCUGGCUGACUGCUACUAUGGUCGUGAGGAGCUGACUGCCGAAAAGUUUGUCUACAUGGAGGAUGGCACUCGAGUUUAUCGUACCGGUGAUCUUGGUCGAUUCUUGCACGACGAGACGGUCGAGUGUCUCGGUCGCAUCGGAUCGGAUCGCCAGGUCAAGGUCAACGGGCAGCGCAUGGAGCUUGACGAAGUAUCGGCUGUCUUGUCGAUUCAGUCUGGUGUCCACGAUGCCGAUGUGCAGUACCUCAAGCCCCCGUCGAUGGGUACCAAACAGCUCGUAGCGUUCAUCGCUGCUGCUGACUCCCGAUCCAACCAGGGCGAGUUGGCCGUUCGUCAGGACGAUCAGGCUAUCGAGCUGUGCGUCCGACUCGAGCAGGAGGCUGCCAAGCGUCUCGCGGCUUACAUGGUGCCUACGCACUGGAUCGUUAUGACGCGUGGUCUUCCGUUGACACAUAACAACAAGGUUGAUCACAAGGCGCUGGCGGCUGCCUAUGCUAGUUGGGACGGCUCGCUGCUGCGCGAAAUCGGGGCGAAGCGGGAGGGUGCGGUCGAGGGGCAGGCGUGGACUGAGGAGGAGGAAGAGCUGCGCAGAUGCGUGGCAGGGUUCUGCGAUGUGCCCGAGGAUCAGAUCGCGAGGAAUACGUCGUUCCAUCGUCUGGGGAUUGAUUCGAUUUCGGCUAUUCGGUUGGUCAAGGAGAUUCGUAAAGCCGGAUUCGACUUUACGGUGGCCGACAUGCUUAGCACGCCGAACAUUGCUGCUCUUGCGGAGAAGCGUGGUCGAAAAGCAACUGGUGUUGCUGAGGAGCAGCAGCCAAAGGAUGGUCUGAGGGAGUGGGUGGAGCAGAUCGGACCUGUGGCCGAGAAGGAGGGCUGGAAGUGGUCUGCUACUGACUCGAUCGAGUCGAUCUUGCCGUGCACGCCGUUGCAGUCUGGUAUGAUUGCGCAGUCGCUUGCUUCGUCUGGCAAACUUUACUUCCAUCAUCACGCUUUCGAAGUCAAGGGAGUAUCGUCUCAGCACGUCAUCACGGCUUGGGAAAAGCUGGUCCAGCGCCUCGACAUUCUAAGGACUACGUUCCACCCCGUGGACGGCAAGCAUUCUUGGGCACAGGCGGUUCAUGCUCAGGUCGAGCCUCGCAUCUUGGAGCAUGCCGGUACCUUCCAGAGUCGUGCUUUGGGUACAACUGAGGGACAGCUGGUGUUUGAUGACGAGCAGGUAUUCCGCCGUACGCCAUAUGCGCUUCAUUUGUGGUCCCAACCAGGUGGGCUUGUUGUCGUGCUUAGCAUUCACCAUGCUUUGUAUGAUGGUAGCUCACUCCCGCAGAUGUUGGAGGACUUUGGUGUGUUGAUUGGCGGUGGCGUGGAGAAGGAUGGAUUGACGGAGCGACUGCCAUUCUGGAAGCUGGUGCCGUCUCUGUUGUCGCAGGACGAAGAUGUCCAGCAUUGGGUUGGUGCUCUCGGUGGGUUCCAGCCGGUGCUGCUUGCCGAACGCUCGCCCGAGCAUCAAGGCGUGGCUGUGCUUGUUGAAAGGCAGCUGGCGCUGACUUCGCACGAGCUAGAGACUCGUUGUCGUGCGGCGGGUGUGGCACCGCAGGUGCUGUGCAAUCUUGCGUUCGGAAAGCUGCUAGCGGUCGAGAGCGGGACUCGGGAUGUAUGCUUCGGGCAGCUCUUUGGGCUGUUGGACUUGGUGCCGGAGGGGGACACUGCUGUUGGGCCAGCGUUCAACACGGUUGCUACUCGAAUCAGGUUCGGAGAGCUUGGGGAGUCUGUCAGCAGCGUUGCGGCCGCGCUUCAGGCGGAAAAUGACGCCGGUAGGCCUCACCGACGGGCUGCUCUUCGGGACGUGCAGGCCAAGCUCGGUCGUGGACAGCUAUUCGAUGCGCUCUUUGACUACCAGAGGGCGUACGACGAGGCUGGCGAUCCCAAGUUGAAGCCGAUCGAAAUGGCUGACGACGUCAGCGAACGGGCGCAGUACACUCUCAAUGUCGCAUUUGUACAGGGCCCGGAGCGGAUGUCGAUUGUUGCGAAGGCGGAUGGUGGACGCUAUGGCGAGCAAGCAGUUGCAGGUUUGGUGGAUCGACUCGAGGCGUUGGUGCUGCAGCUUUCAGAGCACCUCGAGGAGCCGAUCUCAAAUUUGCCAAGCGUGUUCGGCGGGACACUCUUCCCGCAGCACCUUGCGGAAACCUCAACCGCCGUCAACGGGUCGCCCACCUCCAACGGUGCUUCGCAACAGUCUGUCGGUACCGAGAAACCUCUCAGCGACGACGGGCGCAAGCUGGCCUGUAUCAUCAGCAAGGUCGCAGGGGUCGAUGAGGCGGAGUUGCAUGGCAACACACGUUUGUCGCUGCUUGGCCUCGAUUCGAUCUCGGCUAUCCGCAUCGCGUCGCAGGCGAGAAAGGCUGGGAUUCAGCUGCGCAUGGGAGAGAUUGUUGCGGGCGAGACAAUCGAUGGAAUUCUCAAGGGUCGAGCUGCAGCUGAUGGUGGCAAGGUCAACGGUCACGUCAAUGGCGCAAACGGUCACGCUAAUGGUCAUGCUAAAGGUGCAUCGAAGGUGGUACCUGAGCUGGCGAGGCAAGUUGCAGCUGGUCUUGGUGUCGGAAUGGAGCAGAUCGAGCGUGUGCUUCCUAUCCUGGCCGGGCAAAAGCGGUGGCUCGCUACGUGGGCGCGGUCGCAGGGAGGAGGCGGAUUCAGCUUUGCGUACCGCCUCUCUGACGCCCAGGUGGACAGAGUCAAGGAGACGUGGCGUAAGCUACGACAGCUGCAGCCGAUUUUGCGCACUGCGUUCUUACUCGGAGAGGACGGUAGUGCCGCACAGGUCGUUCUCAAGCCCGAGUCCGUUCUGGCUGCUUCAGGCUUUGAAGAGGUGCCAGUGGAACGAGGGGCUGCGGAGGAGGCGGCCAAAGAGGUGAUUAGGCGACGUGCGGUCGACGGAUGGCCGGAUCUGUCGAGACCUCCGGUGCAGCUGACUCUUGCGGGAGACGUCGUGGUAUUUUCGCUGCACCAUGUGCUUUACGAUGCGUUCUCGAUCGAGAUGCUCGUGCAAGACUUUGGCGAGCUGUACAGCGGUGGGGAUCUGGUCAGCUCCAGCGAGUGGGUGGAGGCCGUCGAGCAUGUUGCAGAGAAUCAGCUGUCGAGGAGAAGCGAUGCGCAGCAGUAUUGGUCUCGGGCACUCGAGAAGGGCAGUAGCGGUGUACUUGCGAAGCGAGCAGGUGACGGUAGCGACGAUGAAGCGUUCCAUCUCGAGCGGAACGCGAUUUCCGUCGACGCGAACUUGGAUGUCAAGAUCCGUCGAGCAGGUCUGACGUUGCCUGCGAUCGUGGUUGCAGCUUGGUCGACUGUUCUCUCCGAGCGCAUGGCUGCAUCUGCGUCCGCUUCACCGGUGUUUGGCCUGUACCAGCUCGGUAGAUCGGCGUCGUUCGAGGCGAUCGAAAAGGUGUCCGGUCCGCUGCUUAACUGUUUGCCUCUGCAGGUGCGCGGUGGCUCGAUGGCGGAGAGAGCGAAGGAGGCGGUAAGGGAGCUGAAGACGAGGGGGAAGUUCGAGCAGACGGACUUGGUGGACGCGCAUCGCUGGGGUGGACUUGCGACGGAGGAGGCGUGCUACAACACGUUUGUGAAUAUUCUCAUCGGAGGCGAGAAAGGUGAGGAGGGAAAGGCGCGACUGCAGGCGCUGGAUCUCGGGCAUCCGCUCGAGUACGCAACAGCAAAGCAAGACCAGAAUGGUCUGCGUGCAAAAGCGCAAGUGGUAUCUGAACACCCAGCCAUCUGGCAACCCGACGUCAAUCUAGAUGUCGUUCUCCGGAACGAUGGAGUAGAUGUGGCGAUCAAAGCCAAGACCAGUGUUGUUGGUGCGGAUGAGCUGCCACGCGUGGUGCAGAGGCUCGUCGGCCUGGUUCAAGAGUCGAUCGCUCAGCUGUAG